Molecule: messenger RNA, 851 nt
Organism: Moneuplotes crassus
Lineage: Eukaryota; Ciliophora; Spirotrichea; Euplotida; Euplotidae
Source: the annotation of a GenBank genome assembly
CUGAAACAAAAUGGGAGGAUGCCUAUCUAGUUCGUCAAAAAAGGAAAGGUCUAAGCAACCCAUCAGACCGAUUGGUGACUCUAAGAGCAAAUAAAGCCCAAAAGAAAUCUCGAAAGAAGGCUUCAAAAAUCCCAGCAAUGGCUCAUUCCGACCUGACCGCCCUCUACAAAGAAAUCACAGGCUUUCAGACACAGUUUAAUGACCAGAGCCAAGUCUGGCUAGUCCUUAAUAAAGCGAAAGAUUUUGAGGUGAUGCAAGCGAUGAGUAAAAAGAUGCCAGAUGUUAAGGAACUUGACGUUCAAGGUAUUUCGGAAGAGAAGAAUGAACAAGUGCAGAGCUUCUUAGAGCUCUACUUCCCAAACACAGUGGGAUCAUUUGAGUUCCACUACGGUUCUCCUCUCACCUCUAUCACCCCUUUCAUGGAAGGAAUGGAAGUAGCUAGCAAGAAGGUUACUACCAAAAUGAGGAUUUACAAUUUUGAAAUUGGAGAGCAGGAAUUAUUCGACCUCUUCAUUUGGAAUAAAUCAAAAGACUGGAUAGGCCUAAGAGAAUGUACACUUUCUUUAUCUGAAAUCCCCAAUUUUAAAUCUUCACUUAAAGGAAGUACUUUACGAAUCCUUGAUUUAAGCGAAUGAGGGUCGAGUAGUCAUGGAGAUUGGAGCAAAAAUCCCCAAGAAUUUGAGAAUCUUGUUGAAGGUCUAGCUAUUUCUGAAGAUUUUAAGGCUAACUUACAAGAGCUUUGGAUGACUAACUGUGGUUUUUCUGAGACACAAAUAUACCAGGUGCUAAAGAAGCACGGCUUACAGCAUGUUAAUAUUUACGGAGCCAGAUAAACCUAGGCUGGACUGUUU